AUGGCGGAGCCAGCAGCACACCCUGUCCCACGGCUCCAGCGGAUGAGAAGCUCUUCCUUGAGCCACGAGAGCUUGUGGGGCUCACCAGAGGUUUGGCCUGCAAGGGAGGAAGUCCGGGCCCGCGUGCUUGUACUCAACACUGGAGGCACAAUUGGGAUGGGGGGCAGUGAGUGCGACGGAGGGCUUGCUCCUCAGGCUAAUAAAUUAGUAGAAGCCUUGAAAAAAAUGCCGAUGCUGCAUGAUGCAGAAUAUACCAAAUCAACAAAACUCUAUGAUUCCUGUGAAUUUCCAGAGGACACUUUGGUUCUUCCCCUUUCUAAAAGAAAGAAAAGAAUAAUUUACACCAUCCUAGAGUAUUCACCUCUGCUUGAUUCUUGCAACAUGACAACAGACGACUGGGCUAAAAUCGCCAGAGAUCUUGAGAAAUACUCUGCUGAGACCCAGUGUUCUACCUACUGUGAAGAGUGA
Pogona vitticeps (central bearded dragon) is the source of this 468-nucleotide messenger RNA. The record is from RefSeq and is a predicted model, not a curated record. NCBI's taxonomy places the organism in Eukaryota, Metazoa, Chordata, Lepidosauria, Squamata, Agamidae.